AUGGGACCACGAAACUUCCUCAACUUAAGAGUCCUCUCAAGCCGCUCAGGCUGUGAGAAUGCGGACGUGCAUUUGGAGUCUCAGUCAAUACAACAGGUACAACAGGUACAACAGACUGAAAAUCAGCAGCAACAGCGUCCGAAGAAACGAAGGGGAAGAUCUUAUAAAUGGAGUAGGAUCCCGAUGUUGUUGAUGCUUGGGUAUGCAUCUCAGGAUGCUCAAAGACGAUAUGAGAGAGAUCGUGAUUGGAAACGCCUAUAUGCUAUUCUCAUGUUUAAGAUUGAGAAUAUCACUAUUGUGUCUGGUUUGUUGCUUGCCUCAAGUUCUAAUCUACUCAUUGCGGGUGACCUUCGGCGAAUGACCCACGCUUCAGUCUCGGCGUCCAUAUUCGGGAGUACAUUCUCUAUUCUAUUUGGUCUUUUAUGUAGGAUCAACAUAACUUCGGGACGUCUCGAGUUCCUCGUGACGCGUACGCGUCUCUUUUAUUAUCUGUACAGUACGCCAUCGCUCUGGGGCGGCGCAGCGGCGCUUGCGUUCUUCGUUGCUGUAUGUGCGUUCACUUGGCUUGAGGAGAGUACUGUGCAGUAUGGCUGGGAGGCAAAGACUGCUGCAGUCGUGCUCAGUGGGAUGCUCAUUGUGAACGCUGUUAUAUGCUUCGUCCUUGGUGCAAGCGUGAUGGAGAUGCGGGCAGAUGGGAUGGGUGAGAAGCUAGAAGAGGAGCAGGAGAGGAAGGAAGAAAGGGAGAGAGAGGAUGAGGCUCAUGAGAGAGAGCAGCGGGAAGCUGGGUUCAUAAAUGAGAUUGAGCAGCGGAAUCGACGGCCGCGAAUGACACCAGGCUACUCUGGCGAUACGGUCGUGGGUGCCUUGGGAUUUUCAAGCUUCGGGAUACUAGCCUGGGGCGCGGACCGGCAGUGGAUGUCGUCUGGCAACGGCGAGACGACCUCUUCCGAGCCCUCGACUGCGCCGGAGAGGGCAGCAACGUUUGACCCUGCGAUUGGACCACGCUCUCCCCGAAGAGCAUAUAUCCGCAGGCAGUCGCAGUGGUAG
This is a messenger RNA of Fomitiporia mediterranea MF3/22, 1047 nucleotides long. RefSeq lists its product as uncharacterized. The coding region runs from base 1 to 1047 and encodes 348 amino acids. Lineage: Eukaryota; Fungi; Basidiomycota; Agaricomycetes; Hymenochaetales; Hymenochaetaceae. The record is from RefSeq and is a predicted model, not a curated record. The transcript is spliced from 5 exons.